Messenger RNA from Colletotrichum navitas, 1089 nucleotides. RefSeq names its product cutinase-domain-containing protein. The transcript has a single exon. Bases 424 to 924 code for a protein of 166 amino acids. The record is from RefSeq and is a predicted model, not a curated record. NCBI's taxonomy places the organism in Eukaryota, Fungi, Ascomycota, Sordariomycetes, Glomerellales, Glomerellaceae. Gene Ontology annotation, molecular function: cutinase activity. Gene Ontology annotation, biological process: carbohydrate catabolic process. Gene Ontology annotation, cellular component: extracellular region.
GCCAGAGUGCCCAUCCCUUCAGACUCGUCCAGCGACGGCGUCAUCAGGGUCGACCCCCCCACGUGCGGGUCGCUAAGUCUGUGGUCCGCCCUCCUUUCCCCAUCGGGAGGAGGUUGCGGCAUCCGAAGCCGUUGUGCUACAGGAAACGACAUCAUCUUGCAACUGGGAAGUUGAGCUUAUUGUAUCUUUGUUCCAUGAGCCGUCUGCGUAGUUUGAAUGGCGGUCCAGGCCGGGGGAAAAGGGGGGCGGGGGAUUUGAGUCCCCCGGUAUAAGAAGCCCAAGGUCGCACUCUCCUCCCCAUCUACCAUCAUGACGGGAGACAAUUUGAAGUUUUGUUGGCCCAACUUUCGUCUUCAUCAAAGUCACUACGCCUAGUUCAGCCUAUACACAGAUAUAAUAACCCCGCCCGGGGGACUGAAUAAGAUGCACCGAUCAACACCGGCCCUCCUCCUUGCCGUGCUGGGCAUGGCGUCCGCCUCCCCCUUCGCGAUCGGGCCCCGGCAGGCCGACUUCUCGAGCAACCAGCAGGACGGCCUCUCGGGCCCUUGCCAGCCCACGAUUGUCAUCUUCGCCCGCGGAACCACCGAGCGCGGCAACGUCGGCACCAUCGCCGGCCCGCCCUUCUUCCAGGCCCUGUCGGCCCAAGUCGGCGGCGGCCUCGCCGUCCAGGGCGUCGAGUACCCCGCCAACGUCCAAGGCUUCCUCGCCGGCGGCGACGCCAAGGGCUCCCAGAUGAUGGCCACCCUCACCGAGAAGGCCAUCACCAAGUGCCCCAGCUCGUCCAUCAUCAUGUCCGGCUACUCCCAGGGCGGCCAGCUGGUGCACAACGCCGCGGCGAUGAUGUCCAAGACCAUGGUGGCCAGCGUCGCUGGUGCCGUCAUCUUUGGCGACCCACGUAAGCCUUUCUUCCCUCGCCCCGGAUGAGACUUGAAGUUGACCCUCUCCUCAGUCAAUGGCCAGCCCGUCCAGGGCGUCCCCACCCAAAGGACCAAGAUCAUCUGCCACAACGGCGACAACAUCUGCGAGGGCGGCAGCCAGAUCCGCCGCGCCCACUUGACGUACGGCGAAAACGCCGCCGAGGCCGCCCAG